Pelodiscus sinensis (Chinese soft-shelled turtle) is the source of this 4933-nucleotide messenger RNA. The record is from RefSeq and is a predicted model, not a curated record. Lineage: Eukaryota; Metazoa; Chordata; Testudines; Trionychidae.
UCUAGACACAGCCUGUAUAUCUCUCUUUCUCCCCCAGCUCGACUGUGAACCAUUGAUAACUGCUCACUGAGUGUAAUUUUCCAAUCAGUUGUGCACCUAUUUUAUAGGCUAUGAGAACAUCAGACGAUCCAAAAAGGCCUUACUAAAGUUGAUAUGAUAUAUAACAUCUAUGGCUUUCUCUUGUCCGCAAGUCUUGUUACCUUCUCACAGAGGAUAAUAGAUUGGUUUGACAUGAUUAUUAACAAAUCCAGGUAGACUCUUACUUAUCACCUCUCUGAAAGCAUCUGCUCAUUGUGCAUCAGCAGUCAUAAAAACAAGAGUUUACCAUUAGGAAAGUGUUAGAAAAUAACAGAGAAAAUAUCAUCAUGUCCCAUAUCUUGAAAGUGUGCAGUUCUGGUCUUCCCGUCUCAAAAAAGAUAUUAGAAUUGGAAAAAGUUCAGAGGACAAUAAAAAUGACUUGGGCCGAAGUAUAGAAUGCAUGGAGCUGCCAAGCCAGAGGCACACUCCUCUAGCCCCAGCAACAGAGAGCUGUCGUGGUGGGGGAUGUGUAUGUGCCACUGGCCCCAGCAGCAGGGCCGGAUUAAGAAAGAGGCUUACAGCCCAGGGUUCUGGGAUAAUGGGGGCCCCUUAGCUCAGAACCCUGGGCUGCAGCCUGUAAAGCCACUAUGUUCUGGGCCAGUUCUUUGGGGGUGGGGGCAGGGAGAGGUGGCACCAUGUACUGCCAUUCCUUCCCUCCCAGCUGGAGCUGUGUCACUUUGAGCAUUUGGAAGUUCUGUCCCAGCAGCUCCUGUUGGCCAGGAAUUGCCAAACUGGAGCUGCUUCCUGGGUAAGUGGCCCGCACCCUAAUUCCCUGCCCUAGCCCUGAGUUCUCUCUACCACCCUGACUCCCUUUUAGAUCCAACACCCCAAGCUUGAGCCCUUUCCUGUACCCUAACUCCUCCCUAAACCCUUCACCCCACUCCCAUACUCCAAACUUCUCUGACCCACUUCCACCCCAGAUCAUCCACAUGCACAAUGAAUGUUAUGUGCACCAAUAUGGAGGUGAUGUGUUACACAUCAUCUCCAUAUUGAUGCACAUAAAGUCCAUUCCUCACAUAAAUGUAAAAAAUUAGAGGGAACACCGAUAAUGGGGGCUUCUAAAUGAACUUCUGAACAAACAGGGAACAUAAAAAUCAGGAACAGUCUUGUGGUUAGAGCUCUCAUAGCUGUAAUUCCAGUUUUCAUUGGAAAACCAGUUCCCAGGCAUGCAAUGCCCAGGGUAUUGUGAGGGAUUGGGAACGUGAUGAAUGUCAUGGGGGAGUUUGGGAAUGGCAUAAAACCCAAUUUCUGUAGUAGCUGAAGGGGGAGUUGGGCAUGGAUUUGUGCUGAUUGCAGGCUAAUGAGGCACUUCAAUAUCUCCCUUUGGUCCUCCAGAAGUUUUAUCAUCUGCUCCUACCCCCAUAUCCUUUCUUGCCUUUCCUGCCUCAGUCUCAUUAAUUGUCGCCCUCCAUGCUCUUGUUUUGCUAUGCGCUGAAUCUAUUGACUUCAGCACUACUCAAAACAUAUCCUUAUUCCUCCUGGGUCUGAUGCAGGUGCUCUUUUAGUGUGAAAAGUGUGUUCUCAAAGGGAAAUGUGCAGAAGGCAAAAAAAAAAAAAAAAAAGAACAGAGACAAUAUUGUGAGUGCACAAUAUGUGAAUCACAAAGUUACACCUCUUUCUCGCUAUCCUUAUAGCACACAGAUGGCCAUGAGUCCCAAUUAUGGUGAGUUUGUGGGUGGGAAAGGGCAAGAAGUUGCAAAGCAUGAUUUUCAAAGGGGUUAUUAGAGAGUAGGGAGCUUAUUUUGAAUAUUGGGACCCUAGGCUAGGGAAAUCAAACUUGAUAUCUCACUCCUCAGAGUAAUCUUGGAUGCAAAGAGCCAUCUCCUGCGUGUGGUUUCAGACUGACUCCAUAUGCUGCUUGUCUGUGUGCCACUCUGGUCCCUGUAGCAAUAAUUGCCUGUUGGCACGACAAAGCUUCCUGCACUGGGGAGAGUAACAAGGCAACAGAUUGCAGAGUACCUACAGGAACUCUACUGUGGUCCCUCAUAUAUGGACAGGCUCUUUUAAUUUCUGUCCCUUAUCCCUCCUCUCCUCUACCAUAUAGCAAAGUACAUGAGAGCUCAGUCUCCUCUCAACAUGCAGUAUUAAAGCAAAACGAGCACUUAAAAGCGCUCCCCUUUCCUGCAUCCUUCAUGCCAAAGCUAGAGUGCUGGGAUUAGCUAGAUUCUUCUGGAUUGUAAGAGAUGUUCUUCCUGUGGCACAUUUUUUUUCAUCAAAUUAAAAAUCAGUGGCUUCAAAUUAAUGCAUAAAUUCGCUGUUACUGCUUUAAAGUACUUUUGUUUAAAAAAUUGUCUUUCACUUACCCACAGAUUGUAUUCUAGGAACCUUUGUUAUAGAAACAAUAUAUGCAAAUUUUAGUCAUAUUUUUUUUUUGCUAGAGGAGUACGGAAAAGAGUGCCUCCCUGGCAAACCUAUCCAAACCAUGAAUUUUUAAACAGCUUAAUAAAAAAUUUUCAUAGCUUCAAGCUGUAUAACGAAUGCCUCAAAAAGUCCAGACUUAGCCCAAAAUUAUAAUCCAUUUUCUAUAAAACUUACUCAGAGAUACCAGAUUUUCACCAUUCGUUCCACUGUCACAAUUCUUUAACACAAUGUUAAGUGAGUUACCACUGUCCACUAAUAAUUGGACCUCCAUGGAUAUAGGCUCUUCAGAUCUAAAUUAGUGUGACUUUAUACCUCUCAGUUUGGCUAGUAUUAUGGUAUGAAGGAUUGUCUUCUGAUUAGGUAUUCAUGCCACAAUAUGAGUCUUAUGGAUAUCUGUCUCUCUAUAUAAAAAGUUUUUCCUGCCAUGCAACAGAAUGACAUCAUGAGUCUCUCUGGUUAUGAAAGUGGCCAGAGAGAGUGGGUUUGGCAAGUGUAGUAAGCAGGAGGCAGCUCCCUAGUAUCUGUAAUUAAAUAAAGCCCUGGACCUGAGUCAGAUUCACCUCCAUGGUAUCACCCAACCCAAGUUUACCCUUCUGUUAAUGAGAGGUAAUAUUUGCCUAUGUCUCUGGGUUUGACAAGACUAUAAUAAUUAAUAUGAUAACUUUUGGGUUUUUAGAACUGUUACCUUAUUUAAAGUAAAAUUCCACUUACAGCUGUGUUCAUUCAUCAUUGUCUCUCUUUCUUUACAAGCUGGCUACAGAAUUUCCAUCAGAAGAUAUUCUCUUAGUAACUGCUUCUCCAGUUAUAAAAUCAGUAACAAAUUUCAAACAGUUCCAGUCUCAGCAGAUUACUUUCCCAGUCUACUACUUUCCCACUCCAUGGUCUGGUUUUUUCCUCCUCUGCAUUUGAAAGAGACGGCUUCAUCCUCAAUGCUGGCCGGGUGCCAACAAAAGAGACUAUGCACCCCAGUGCAGAAUAGUUAUUACAGCGAAAGUCUGAGCACCCAUCGACCUGGGCUGGAGCAUACCAAGUUGCUUUGCAGGGAUGGUGCAUGCAGAAUCUGGUCACACAUAGGAGCUGUGAGAGAAUGGAUCAUGAUCGGUUGCUGUGUGGAAAUGACAUGUCUCCAAAACACUAGAGGAAUUUGAUGUUGAAGAACAACCAAGCAGUAUGUUAGAAAAACGGUAUCCCAACAUCAAAGUUAUACACUCUGCAGUGAAACAGCUGAAAAGUCAGGAGCAUAAAAUAUUCACUGAAGAUGGCAAACACUAUAUAUAUGAAAAACUUUGCCUAUGCGUAGGAGCAAAACCUAAGAUCAUUUUUGAAGGAAACCCAUAUGUAUUAGGAAUCCGGGAUACUGACAGUGCUCAGGCAUUUCAGAGUCAUUUGGCUAAAGCUAAAAGAAUAGCAGUUGUGGGAAAUGGUGGCAUUGCACUCGAAUUAGUGUAUGAAAUUGAAGGAUGUGAAGUGAUAUGGGCUAUCAAAGACAAAGCCAUUGGGAAUACUUUCUUUGAUGCGGGAGCAGCUGAAUUCCUUAUUCCAAAGCUAACGGCUGAGAAACUAGAGACAACAAUUGUUUGUAAAAGAACCAAAUAUACAACAGAAGGAAGUGAGAAGGAAGAAGGAAGCGUGGCAGCAACUGACAAACUUGGCAGUGCCUUAGGCCCAGAUUGGCAUGAGGGCCUACAUCUUAAAGGGGCUAAAGAGUUUUCUCACAAGGUUCACAUUGAAACACUGUGUGAAAUAAAGAAAAUAUACCUUCAGAAAGAAUUCAUACAACUUCAAAAGACCUCUUUGUCUUUUCCUGAAGAUAAUUCAGAUAACCAGAAUGCACACCCAGAUGAAGAGCUGUGGCCUGUUUAUAUGGAAUUAACCAAUGGGAAGAUAUAUGGCUGUGAUUUCAUUGUCAGUGCAACUGGAGUUGUGCCAAAUGUUAAGCCAUUUCUUGAUGGUAAUAAUUUUGCUCUAGGUGACAAUGGUGGUCUGAAAGUGGAUAAACAUAUGCAGUCUUCAGUAGCAAAUAUUUAUGCAGCGGGGGAUAUCUGCACAGCAUCAUGGGAACCUAGUCCAGUGUGGCAGCAGAUGAGGCUUUGGACCCAAGCUAGGCAGAUGGGAUGGUAUGCAGCAAAGUGCAUGAUAGCAGAUUCUUUAGGGGAAUCUAUUGACAUGGACUUCAGUUUUGAACUCUUUGCUCAUGUUACAAAAUUUUUCAAUUAUAAGGUGGUACUUUUGGGAAAGUACAAUGCUCAGGGUUUGGCUUUAGACCAUGAACUAAUGUUGAGAUGUACCAAAGGGCAAGAAUACAUCAAAGUGGUGAUGCAGAAUGGAAGAAUGAUGGGAGCUGUAUUGAUCGGUGAAACAGACUUAGAAGAAACCUUUGAAAACUUGAUUUUAAAUCAGAUGGAUCUUUCAGCAUAUGGGGAAGAUCUCCUAAAUCCAAAUGUUGACAUAGAGGAUUAUUUUGACUAAAAUAAAAACAUUGCUCUCCCUGCUU